AUGGCCGGGGCGGCGGCGGGCGGCGGGGAGCGGCGGGAGGCGGCGGCGUUGACGGCGUGCCGCCGCCGCCUGCAGAACUGCCUCUACAACGUGCUGGAGCGGCCCCGCGGGUGGGCCUUCGUCUACCACGUCUUCAUAUUCCUCCUCGUCUUCAGCUGCCUGGUGCUGUCGGUCUUCUCCACCAUCCAGGAGCACCAGAAAUUGGCCAACCAGUGCCUCUUCAUCCUGGAGUUCGUCAUGAUCGUGGUGUUCGGCAUGGAGUACAUCAUCCGCGUCUGGGCGGCCGGCUGCUGCUGCCGCUACCGGGGCUGGAGGGGACGCUUCCGCUUUGCCAGGAAACCCUUCUGCGUUAUAGAUUUCAUCGUCUUCAUCGCCUCGGUGGCAGUCAUCGCCGCUGGCACCCAGGGCAACAUCUUUGCCACCUCGGCGCUGCGCAGCAUGCGCUUCCUGCAGAUCCUGCGCAUGGUGCGCAUGGACCGUCGCGGCGGCACCUGGAAGCUGCUGGGCUCUGUCGUCUAUGCCCACAGCAAGGAGCUCAUCACCGCCUGGUACAUUGGCUUCCUGGUGCUCAUCUUCGCCUCCUUCCUCGUCUACCUGGCUGAGAAGGAUGCCAACGCCCAGUUCGCCACCUACGCCGACUCCCUAUGGUGGGGCACGGUCACCCUCACCACCAUCGGCUACGGGGACAAGACACCGCAGACGUGGCUGGGACGGAUGCUGGCGGCCGGCUUCGCCCUGCUCGGCAUCUCCUUCUUCGCGCUGCCCGCCGGGAUCCUGGGCUCCGGCUUCGCCCUCAAAGUGCAGGAGCAGCAUCGGCAGAAGCACUUUGAGAAGAGGCGGACUCCGGCAGCGAACCUGAUCCAGGCUGCCUGGCGCCUGUACUCAACGGACAUCAGCCGGGCGUACCUGACAGCCACGUGGUGUUACUACGACAGCCUCCUGCCCUCCUUCAGGUAG
Molecule: messenger RNA, 957 nt
Organism: Gymnogyps californianus (California condor)
Lineage: Eukaryota; Metazoa; Chordata; Aves; Accipitriformes; Cathartidae
Gene: KCNQ4
Product: potassium voltage-gated channel subfamily Q member 4
Exons: 9
Coding region: 1-957 (318 amino acids)
Biological process (GO): potassium ion transport; transmembrane transport
Cellular component (GO): membrane
Molecular function (GO): voltage-gated potassium channel activity
Source: RefSeq, a predicted model, not a curated record